CCGCGAGGUCGGUAUUGAUGGUAGAGUAGCCCGACUGCCGUUCGAGACAGGAGUAGAUGGUUGGAAAGAAGUAGAGGAACUCAUGCAAAUGCAGACUAUGCAUAAAUUGGAAUCGUAUACUCGUAUUGAUAGCAUUGAGGAGACUCCUUCGCCUGGAUCUGCAGACUCAACUGAAGAGCUCAGGAAGGCCUUUUGGGAAGGUUAUUCUAUGAGCACAGACGAGGCAAGAGCCUUCGUCCUUGAGUGCUGUGGUGGGGAAGCUCUGAAGAACAUAGGAAUGUUCAUCGACAUUCACAGAGCGAACGCUGGCGUUGUGGACUCGCCGACUUGGAACCACGUUUUGGUAUGUGAACUGGCGUCUUCUUUCACUAAGAGUGACGUUAAGAAAAUACGAGGGGCUAUGCUCCGAAUCACUGAGGAGGAGGAGGUGGUAGUCUGCUCAGUGAGCUCUAAGUUUUUCGCGGAUAAGACUAUGCUGAGCUUGUCAUCGGACGCCGAGACUAGCGCUAUGCUUGCUGAAGUACUCGAUGGACAAGGAGUGAGGAAGUUCAUGAGCUUCUAUAUGGCAGGAUACUCCCCUGAAGUUUUGGAUAUGCGUUUCCGAGUGCCCUCGGGAGUUUCCGUUGAAACUCAUCUUGAAGAUUUCAGAGCAAGGAUUCGCUUGAAGUUGAAGGAGGUGCAGUUUUCAUUCAAUUCAGAGGAGAACGCUGACCAGGAGACGUAUCCAGUUCGAGUGUCCUGGUGCCGAGCCUACUCCCAGACUGGCCUCAUAGGGCGGGCGCGAUGGCGCUUCGUCUUGCAUAAGGUGAAUAUCGACAUGCCCACAUUACAAAGUCAUCUCGAGCGAAAGCUGAAACUCCCGCGAGAUUCUCUGCACUUUGCUGGGCUGAAGGACAAAAGGGGACUCACAUAUCAGUUCGCCACUUUACCAGCAACACACAGCCCAGCAGAGAUCCAGUUCGCCAUAGAGGAUCUAUGCAGCACUCUCAAGCGGGGUUGGGCACAAGUUGAUAAUUUCGAGGCCGAUAACACGUCCCGGAAGCUCCAGUAUGGGAUGCUCAUGGGCAAUUUCUUCCGCGUGCGCGUUCGUGGAGUACAAAAGGGCGCGUCGGAGCGGCUGGAGUCCCUGCGGAAAGUCGGCUUUAUCAACUACUUUGGUCUGCAGCGUUUCGGAUGGGCACUGGAUGGAGGCUCUCAACAUGUUCGUAUCGGUGGAGCCAUUUUAUGUAAGGACUACAAGAGGGCUAUACGGAACUGGAUGAAGCCACCGGAAGGGGACGACACUGUGCAAGCUGAGGUCUUCAGGCAAUGGUUACUGGAUGGCGAUUCGGCAAAGGCUGUAUCUGCACUCAGGCAUCUGUCCACUGAGAACAAUAGAGACCUCAACUGGUGGAUCGAUGCGCUUCUGAUUGUUGGUGAUGACGGCGAACAUUGGAAGUAUCGUCAAGCAGUAAAAAGGCUCCCGCGAAGUGUUAUUCAUCUCUUUCCCAAUGCAUACACUGCGUGCUUAUGGAAUCGCCUCGCGAGCCGGCGUAUAAAGACAGGAGGCUUGACUGUGCAGGUGGGCGACCUCGUUGCUGUUGGCGCUGGGGACAACUUAGAGGAGCUUGCGCUUGUCCAGUCCGAAGAGGAGGCGAGAAAGUUUGCAUUGACUGACAUUCGGAUACCUCUGCUGGGUAUGUCGACAGACCGUUGCCCUGUACGCGAGGCCGGAGUAGACGUUCAAACACUGUAUCGCGAUCUGAUUGAAGAAUCAGUAAACCUCGGCGAGAUAGGUCCAUGGGCACGGGAGGGUAUCGACUUCGACCUCACCCCUAAUGUUGGAUGCCGAGUUGUCAUCAAAACCAUAGCGCGCCCUCUGGUGGUGAAGCCGGUGGCACUACAUUCUGAGGAGGAAUGGAAACUUGACUGGGGAGAAAACAUCAAGCGGAACAUGCUCCUGGAUUUCUACCUGCCUCGUGGAAGCUAUGCGACGAUGCUCUUACGCGAGCUUGGGGUUCACCAAGAUCUUGGGCAGCUUGGUGGCGGCGAUUGAAUCGGUUGAAUUGACAUGUUCUGCACGA
Molecule: messenger RNA, 2063 nt
Organism: Perkinsus marinus ATCC 50983
Lineage: Eukaryota; Perkinsozoa; Perkinsida; Perkinsidae
Product: tRNA pseudouridine synthase D, putative
Exons: 16
Coding region: 83-2035 (650 amino acids)
Biological process (GO): pseudouridine synthesis
Cellular component (GO): nucleus
Molecular function (GO): pseudouridine synthase activity; RNA binding
Source: RefSeq, a predicted model, not a curated record